Bicyclus anynana (squinting bush brown) is the source of this 3236-nucleotide messenger RNA. RefSeq lists its product as uncharacterized. The coding region runs from base 96 to 431 and encodes 111 amino acids. The record is from RefSeq and is a predicted model, not a curated record. NCBI's taxonomy places the organism in Eukaryota, Metazoa, Arthropoda, Insecta, Lepidoptera, Nymphalidae. The transcript is spliced from 2 exons.
AAAAGAGUGAACAAAUUCGCUCAAUCCAUAUCAACAUCACCUGCGGUGUAUUCGUAUUCACUGAGACCUCUUUUCUCUUGCAAACUUUUUCCAAUAUGAGGUUCUAUUUCCUCGUGUCCCUGUUGGCGGCGGUUGUGGUGGUGCAUUGCACGCAUACUUUCAUGGGCACCAGUGUGUAUAGACAGCUAGUGUUUCACCAGGAGGUGAAGUACAGCGGCAAUACUUUGUCGAAGCGUAUCGAGUACUUGAAUUAUACGUUACCGGCUACUUUCGGUUACGGGCGGACUAUUCAGGGUCUCCUCGCCUAUGAUUUGACGAACAGUGCCUCAGCCAACGUAACAGCCGGUGGUGUUGGCUUUCCCUACGUAUCGUUACGCAUGAAGAGCGACCGGAGGAAAGACAUACGUUACGACGUAUACAUCUACGCUUAGACCCUUGGACUGAUAAUAUUAUGUACUAGCUGACGCCGCGCGGUUUCACUCGCGUGGUUCCCGUUCCCGUAGGAAAACGGGGAUAAUAUAUAGCCUAUAGCCUUCCUCGAUAAAUGGGCUAUCUAACACUUAAAGAAUUUUUCAAAUCGGACCAGUAGUUCCUGAGAUUAGCGCGUUCAAUCAAACAAACAAACAAACAAACUCUUCAGCUUUAUAAUAUUACUAUAGAUUUAACUGUACUUUUAUAUAGUCAAUCUAUUUACUAACUUUGACGUAUGUUAGCCACCUAAUAAAAUUAACAUCAAAUCAAUGACACUUACUUACUAGGAUUUAUUAGUUGUUUUAAUGUAAUUUUACUAUUUCGUUUAAUUUUUUUAUUUGGGAUUUAUUUUUAUACAAAUUAAUUCUCUAUAUUUUAACAUACAUGGUGAUAUUUUUUAUUUUAAAAUCGAUGUGAUAGUUAUGUGUGGUAUCAAAAGUCAAACGGAAUUCCAAAAGUAAAUAGAUAAACAACUUUAUUUGACUGAUUUACUAUAUUAAUAUUAUUAUUAUUACGGCCUCCGUGGCGCAGUGGUAUGCGCGGUGGAUUUACAACACGGAGGUCCUGGGUUCGAUCCCCAGCUGGGCAGAUUGAGAUUUUCUUAAUUUGUCCAGGUCUGGCUGGUGGGAGGCUUCGGCCGUGGCUAGUUACCACCCUACCGGCAAAGACGUACCGCCAAGCGAUUUAGCGUUCCGGUACGAUGCCGUGUAGAAACCGAAAGGGGUGUGGAUUUUCAUCCUCCUCCUAACAAGUUAGCCCGCUUCCAUCUUAGACUUUAUCACCACUUACCAUCAGGUGAGAUUGUAGUCAAGGGUUAACUUGUAAAGAAUAAAAAAAAAAUAUAUAUUAUUUUUACCCAUUUGUUACCGAGCAUCUCAAGACUGUGGAUUUGUAUUGUCUAUUAAUAAACGGAAGACGUCAUUAUCACUUUUCAGUGUGACGUCACAUGUUUUGCGACAGACUCUUUACACAAGUGUUAUUUGUCAAUGUGUUGAAUUUCCAAGUAAAAAUAUGUAAAUAAAUUUAAAUUUUAAUACACGAAUAUUUUUAACAACAAAACAUAAAUUAUUUUUCAUUAUUUACACAAGUUACCCAUCUAAAAUUGAGACUACGUUGUAAAUAUUAUUGUAAAUUCAGAUCAAUCGGUAGGGCCUUGGAGCCCGUAUACGUCCAUGGGGAUAAUUUUUUUUUUUAUAACCUGUACAGUCAAUCAUUAAGCUAGUUUAAAAUUUAAAUUAACUUAACUAACCUAAUUUCAGUUUGUAUUUUUUUUAAACAUUAUAAGUAACAGCCAAUGGACGGAUGUCCACAGCUGGACAAAGGUAUGUUGCUCUCGCAUAGACUUCCAAACAUUAUUCCCUACAAGUUAGCCCUUGAUUACAAUCUCACCUGAUGGUAAGUGAUGAUGCAAUCUAAGAUGGAAGCGGACUAACUUGUUAGGAGGAGGAUGAAAUCCACACCCCUUUCGGUUUUUACACGACAUCGUACCGGAACGCUAAAUCGCUUGGCGGUACAUCUUUGUCGGUAGGGUGGUAACUAACCACGGCGAAAGCCUCCCACCAGCCAGACCUGGACCAAUUAAGGAAACCUCAAUCGGGCCAUCCGGGAAUCGAACCCAGGACCUCCGUCUUGUAAAUCCACCGCGCAUACCACUGCGCCACGGAGUCAAAUGACUACUAGAAUGCCCGACAUACCUACGGUACAUAUAGGUACAAGAUAAAAUGUCGUUGAAGCAAGACUAGUUUCAAACUGAUACAGAGCCCUAUGUCUUGAGCUCGUUUAUGCAACGUCAUUUAGCAUCCCCCUUUGCGUCAAUGGUAAGAAACGUAGGAUGUGUUUAGGUGUAGGUUUCAGUUCUCAGAAGUGUCUCAACAAAGCCACCCCCGCAAAACUAAUCUCGAUAAGAACGCUAAGUGGACUCUCCGAGCUUUCUUGUUGUUAGAUUAAUGGGAAAAUUGAUACGGGUCGGUGACAGACAGACACUUAGCUACGUACCUUGUAUAAAAACAAGCCGUGAUAGUCCAGUGGAUAAAAACUUUCGGUAGGCGUAUAGGUUGGGAGUCCGGGGCAUGAACUUUCAACUUACCAUUUAUGUGCAUUGUAAUUAAAUAUCACGUGUCUCAAAUAGUGAAGGAAAAACAUCGUGAGGAAACCUGCAUAUAAUCUGAGAAUUUUCUUAAUUCUCUUCGUGUGCGGCGUCUUCCAAUGGUUCCAACGUGGUGGAUUAUUAGUGGUAGAGUUGCCUAACCCCUCUCAUGUUUCAUGUUUCAAUUAUUAUACUCGUAGGUAGUUAGAUGUAAGGCUUAUCAUUAUUGUGUAUGUGUGUGUGUGUGUUUUAUUUAUACAUUUUAAUUUUAUAUUGUUGCUUAAUUUGUUGAAAUACUUUUAUUUGUUUAGCGUAGUCCUAUUAUUUAGCAUAUUAAUUCAAGGUUGUUUGUUUUUGUUUUUAAAUUAAAGGUAAUAAUAUGGUAUAAUAUCACUGUGGCUAUGUAUUUCCGUGGUGUCACCUGGAUCGAGGUAGCAGCUGAAAAUCAGCGCCGCUUGGCCAAGUACUCUGCUUGGUUUAUGCGGCACAAUGCUGAGCUGUUACCUUUUUUCAAGGUUGUGCCAAACAUGACGAAGUGGUUUUUGAUGCUUCAACUACUUUAGUUUUGAUUUUCAAUUGCUCAGGUGGUUGAAGCAUCAGACACUACAAUAGUACUUACUUAGGCAUUGUGGUGUAUGGCACAAUUAUUUAAAUAAAUGUUUUUUCUUUCUUUCUUCCU